AUGCCGAGCAAGGCUGCUUCCAAACUCACCUCUAACAAGUCAUUCAUACGUGUCGACAAUUUGACACCAGAUGCCACCGAAACUGAUCUCAUUGAUUACUUCUCCAAAUUUGGCCAUGUAAAAGGCGCCAGGGUUGUAAUUGAUAGUUUCACUGGCCAGUGCCUGGGAUACGGCUUUGUCACCUUCGCUGACGGAGAUGCUUUUAAGAAUGGUGUUCUGGAUGUCCACCACUAUCUCAAUGGCCGUCGUCUAACAGUACAUCUGGAACUGCCUUCCGGUGACUCACGUGCCUCCACUAAGCAAUCGUAAGUCCGAUUGAAUCGUCAGCCAACCCGCUCGUUGGCCUUCAUAUUGUGUGCUUAUUCUUCACGCAUAGAUCAUUCACAAUGGCAGGUUAAAUUCUACGUUUUAUCUAGACCUUCAAAAUAAGAUGUUUCUUGAAGUCGUUUACCUAGAUGGUGACUGCUUAAACAUUCCUCCGGCAACGGUGGAUUGCGUAAAAUUCUCUUUCUUAACUAAAUUUAAAAAAUCUUACUAUUGUUUAUGAGAGGGGCUAUGCACAGGUAUUUAAAAAGAAAUAUAUGGGUGAGGCGUACGCGUUCGACAACAGAGACCGUCCAGGGAUUCUGAGGAAGUUAAGUGUUUCUGUUCUAACCAGAACAAAGUAAACCAAAGCACGUCCAGCGAUCCUUGCUUGAAAAAUGAAAUUUUAACGGCCUAGAAAAGUCUAAAAUUAUAGGCGUUUGUAAGAUCGUGAAAUCUUCAAUCAUACAACAACGCGUCAGCAUUUGUAAAACGUAAAAAAUGAUGUCUACAUCCAUGGUAAAAUUUUAUGGGUCUCAUGUGAUAUCUUCUCAAGAGCCUAUAGAAAUGAAUUAUUUUUCUAACACAGAAAGCAUAUAGUUUGUAGCUUAGAAAUCUUUCGGGCUCCAAAUUAUUUGGGAAGUAAGGCUCUUCAACGACAAGUGGUCCAUUAUCUUCAAUAAUGGGUAAUUUUCUAUCAAGCAGGCGACAGAAUCAAAAUUUAAUGCGUGUUUUCUCUACAGCAAAAAAGUCCAAUAAGAAAAAUGUACACCAAUUAAGUGGUCAUUUUUACAAGAGGGCAAUUGAGACAGGCGGCCGGAUAGGAGGUUACUUAAAAAGCGACAUUAAAGGUAGCGGAAAGUAGGGCAUCACACGAGGGAUUAGUAUUUUAAACAUAGCUGUCCUAAAAUGGAUGAGUUUCUCCCUAAGAAAUUAUGUGUACCCUCCGUUAUUUAUUCGUACGCUACUUGCGUCCCGCCAUAACUUUUAAAAAACCACAUCCUGUUGGACUUUGUAAUUUGUCAAGUGAUUAUGAUCAUGACAAAUAACCAUAAGCGAAAUUUAAUAAUCGCAAAUUACUUUUGAAUUCUGAAGGGCCAAUGCCUCCCAGCAUUUUAAUUAAGGCCUAAGGUUUACAGAACAUACUUUAUGCCGAGUUGAUUGAUAACAUAAGGAAAUCUAUAAGCAAUUGUCAAAUUUCAAAAAACAACCGCAAUCUGCGCGGAUUUAUAGGAUCAAAAUAUAAUAUUACAGUAGAUGUGCUACCUCAUGAAAUGUUGAUGGAAAUUCUGAAAGGUGUUUUCGAUAUUAGAAAAUUAUUCUAGUAGUCUUAUGCUAUGGAUUUUCAUGCAGUAUUGUCUUUACAUAUUUUAGUUACCACAGUACGAGAUUUUUUCUGGCUGCCUGUUCACACCGCCCUUUGGAAAAAGUGACGACUAUGUACUUUUCAUAUUAAUUUUUAAUAUCCUUUUAAAUUCUCAUAUAUAACCUAUGACACAUAACGCAGAAGAAUACUCCUUCUAUACACUAAAUCUUUGGCCAUCUGAGCCUGCUUUAAUUGUUUUGCUAAAAAAAGUAUUCCUAGGUCUAAAAAAGUUUCAGAUUACGCGUCAGUACAGUUAUAUACGUCUUUUGUAAAGUAAACGACGUAGUCCCCAUCAAUUGCGAAUUUCAUGGGCCUAAUACAAUAUCUUCUUAAGAGUCUCUAGAAUUGCAUAAUUUUUCUCAAACAGAAUCAAUAUAGCUUGUGGUUUAGAAAUCUUAAAUGCAACUGCAAUGGCUGUUCAAUUUUAAAGAAUCCGGCAAAUGGCACUUUAUCUUCAGGUAUGAAAAUUGAAAAAGACAUAGUUUGCUAUUAAGGAGGUUAAAAAAGUACAUUAUUAUGCGUGUUUUCUCCAAAAUAAAUUUUAAUGCAUUGGACAGCAAAAAAUCAUUAAAGAAAAUUUCCUACUGAUUUAGUGCUCAUUUUUGAAAAAAGUGCAAUUCAGACAGACGGGCAGCAUCAUGGCCCAAAUGAUAUAUCUUGAGACUAUGCUGCAAUAUUAUUAAUAUUACACAUUUACUGAGGUGAUUGUUUGAACUAAAGACAUAUUUCAGAAUCCGAGUCAAAUUCUUUUAUGAUUGCAAAUCUGCAGUGUUUGAAAACGGUACCAAAAUAUCAUAUCCGGAGAACCAGCCCAUCGUAAUACAUGAGAAAGAUAAGGGGAGAAAGAAAAUUGCAACAUUAAUGCCAGUGCACCAUUAUUUGCAGUAAAAACACCUCGUAGCAAAGUGAAUAUAAUUAAAUUAUGAAAAAUCCAAACUAAAUUACAGUUUAUGGGACGCGUAUAUGGACCACAUUGCACAUAAGCGUGAUCGUGAAUUACAUUAAAUAACCUAGUGGAAAGAGCAGAAUGUCAUCAGAGACGGACGAAAAGAAACUGCCGCGUCAUUAAAAAGGCAAUCAAUUUAAGCAGUCGAAGCGGAUGUUGAUAAGGAAGCUCUUGAUUGUAAAACAGUUAAACGACCUAGUCGUGAAACGCUAGGGAUUUUUCUCGAAUUCGCACGUCCAACAACAGGAACCGCCCCAUGGCACGAACGUCCGGUUAUACAAACGCAGUAAGAAAUGGGCAAGCAAAACCUCAGAAAUCCACAAUCAGAAUGGUACGACCGACAAAGACAAGGGAGACUGGAAUUGCCAUUUCUGGCUUAUUAGCCGUCGUCAGCCAGUCAUACCAACCCCAAAGUUUGGAAGACCCGAAAUUCGUACUUGCGUCCUGUUAGUUAGGAGUCCAACGCCUCUAACCACUGAGCCACAACGGGACGAGUGCGUCGCGUAAAAACGAUCGGUGAGCGCCCUCUCUACCAUUGUAUAUUCCCGAUCGCAAUCGACAGGACAACGGGCCCGUGACCCAGUGUUUAGAGGCGUUGGACUUCUAACUAACAGGUCGCGAGUUCGAUCCCCAGAUGUUCCACAAUUCGAGGUUGGAUAUGACUGACUGACGACGGCUAAUAAGCCAGAAAUGGCCAUUCCAGUCUCCCUUGUCUUUUUUGGUAAUACCAUUCUGCUUAGAUCAUGAGCCGCUGUGCGGCUGCUGGUUGGACUCGAGAGAGAUAGCCCUAAAGCACAACAAGUCGAGUGAGUUCCGUGGAAUCGUUCGGUGAGCGCCCCUCUACCAAUGCACAAUCAAUAUCCGGAGAGAACGGAUAAGGGCUUGUCUACACCAUUACUAGCUGCUCACCGAGAGGGAUCUGCACCAUGCCUUGGACACCGAUCUUGCCAAGGGCACCAAAACAUGCAGAGUUUGAUUUGAACCUGUGCAACUAUCAGUCAUCUGAUGUCCAGAUCUGCCAUCGAUUUUAACCAAAUAGCUUCCUGUACGCAGAGCGAACAGUCUGCCACAUUUAACCGCAGGGUCUUCGGUAAUUAUUUCUUAAGUUACUGCAGUAGAGCAGGUCAUGUAAUGAUUAAAUGAAGGCACUUGCACAUGGCUGAUGUGAGAGACGGUCACUUGUACUAAGUUGCCGGACACAAAGUGCAGAUUUAGCAAAACACUAACCUCAACGGAAUAAGAUUAAUUGCUAGGGAAACCGAGAAACGUCCGUGAGCUACAGCAGUCCAGAAAUAAUUAUUUUAGCCCGCGCAUUCGCCGGGGUGGAUCAAGCACAAGCAUAUCAGGCGCCAGGCAGCUGCCAAAGAUAAAAUAGAUGCGAGACAAAAACUGAGGGACAGUGAAUGUGAAUGUACUUUCAUUAUCCAAAGAUUAACUCUAGUUCAUAUCCUGAAAACCAUACUGUCUACUCUUGAAAUAGAUCUGUCUCUAAAAACCCGUCUCCUUAGGUGCAUGCAUUCAUUUUUUGUUGUUUCAUUCGAUUACUCAUCUACUCCAAAGAUCUGCCCAGCACGGUGUUUCCAACCAUAAUCAGAUGAGGAAUGUCACACCUGACACUGCGGCCAAAGAGCGAAGCAAUGACGAUGUCACCCUUAGCAAGCAAACCAUAUAUGUUGGUCAGUUGAAACGAGACACCACGGAAGCCGAUCUCGAAGCCUACUUCUCCAAAUUUGGCACAGUAAGGCGGGCCAAAAUAAUAAUCGAUAGGGAAACAGGCGUGUCUCGGGGCUACGGGUUCGUCACCUUCGCUGACGCAGGGACCAUGAAUGAUGGCGUUCUGGAGGCCUGUCACUUCCUGCAUGGUCGUCGUCUCAAAGUCGAUCCGGCAAUGCUCCGUAGUGAUUACCUUUCCUGCAGGACCCAACAGCGAGUCCAGUUGAGUUUUCUACCAGAAUGCUCUAACGUUUGCUAUUCCUCUGCCUUUUACAUAUGCAAUUCCUUCUCCCCGUCUCUAGGCAGUCCCUAUUUUCUUUGCUCAUCCACUCAUUGAGUUCUAGUGAUUCUAUUUGCUCUUGGCAUCAUUGGGAUCAAGUUUCGUCUAAGGCAUGAAAAGCAGCAUGCUGGCAGACUUUCAGCGUGGAUUAUCCAAACCUGCUUCGAUAGAAUCUAUUUUUCCGAGGCAAUUCGAAUACCUUCUCGUCUCUUAUGUUAACAAACGACAGUUUAUGGGGGGAGGGGGACGAUGGCGCUGCUAAAUAACUGCAGUCUGACUCUGCCUAAUGAAAUUCCAUUCCUAUGUGUUUCAAGUAUAAAUACCUUUGUUCCCAAAUAUGUACAGUGGGUGACCUAUUUCAUGAAAUGUUGGCUGAAAUUCUGAAAUGCGUUUUCCAUUAGGAAGGAUUACUUGGUCUCGGUUGUAAUACUAAUUAUCUUAAGGCAUACUCUUAUAACAUUUCGGACUCGGCAGGAUGUCGGCUUUUAAAUGCACUUCUUAGCAAUCUCCUGUGGAAAGCGUGCUUGGUAAAAAUUACUACUUAAUUAGUAUGCAUUUUUCCCAUUGACUUUCGUUGGUCUUGGAAAUUUAAAUAUAUUUUAUAAAAACCAUAAACAAAAAUAGGCUUUCUUUUAGUCAAUCAAUAAAACAUCACGUCUUCUAUAUAUUUUAUACUUAAGAAGGGAGUAUAAUUAGCUUUUAAAAAAGUUUCUAAUUAUGAGACUUUUUAAGACCGCGAAAUUUCCACUCACAUAGCAUCGUACCUGGCCGUUUAUUACUGCUCCUCAUAAAAUGUACAAUAUGGUCCGCAUCCAUUGCAAAAUUUUAUGGAAUCUGUGUGAUAUCUCUUUAAUGGAAUAGAAAAAUAUGAGAUUUUCUCUACGCGGAACGCAUGCACUUUGUAGAGUGAAAUCACUAAGCGCAAGUGCAACGAAUGAUCAGCCUCCAAAUUAUUUGGCGAUUAGAAAACUUUUUAAAAACCUAAUUAUACUCCUUUCUUAAGUAUAAAAUAUUAAGAAGACGUAAUGCUCUAUUAAUUGACUAAAAGAAAGCCUGUUUUUGUUUAUGGUUUCUAUAAAAUAUAUUUGAAUUUCCAAGACCAUCAAAAAUCAAUGGGAAAAAUGCAUGCUAAUUAAGUAGUCAUUUUUACCGAGCACGCUUUCCACAGGAGAUUGCAAAGAAGUGCAUUUAAAAGCCGACAUGUUUCCGAGUCUGAAAUGUUAUAAGAGUAUGCCUUAAGAUAGUCAGUAUUACAACCGCGACCAAGUAAUCCUUCCUAGUCGAAAACGCAUUUCAGAAUUUCAGCCAACAUUUCAUGAGAUCGGUCACUCACUGUAUAUGUUCAUUUUGCUCCUCCUCUUCCUCUUCUCCCUCUUCCUCUUCUUCUUCUUCUUCUUCUUCUUCUUCUUCUUCUUCUUCCUCCCCACCCCAUCCCCCUAUCCGGCUCCUACUGCUCCUCUUCCUCCUCCUCCUCCUCCUCCUCCAGAGUAGGAGUUAGACAUAGGGUUAAUGCUAAGACGUGGGAAUAUGUUCCCUCUUGGAAUUUGGCGCAAAGUCGCCUGUAGUAUGUUUGAAGUACAUUUAACCGCGUUCAGCCCUCAACAUCUGCACAUCUCCUGACCAGUUUUCAUUUCGCAAGAAACAGGGAUCUCUUAGCAUUGUACUCUAUCAUUUGUGUAUUAUUAGCGUGUUCUGAGCAGACUUAAAUCUUGUAAUUGAAGGUCACUUUUGACUGUUGAAGUACUACUGAUUUUCGGAAUUUUUAACGUGUAUCAUUUUUACAUCAAAUCUUCAUUGUGGGAACAAAUUUAGGUCGAAUUCCAGAGAAUAAAGUGGAAACGCAUUGACAUAUUUGUCAAAUCAACAUGGGAAACUUAGUAGGUUGGGGGCCGAUUAUUACCCUGUGGGUAAGUCAGCCCUUCGUUUGACGCCAAUCGCAAUUGAUGGUUUAAAAGACUGAGCCGAACUUUAGCCGUCCUCGGGCAUCCGACGUUGCGUACCAGACAAAAAAGCAGAGGCAGGACUAAUGGAAGGCAAGUCAGAUUGCGCACUACUUGAUUGGCGCGUGUAAACAAAUGAAAAUCCAAAAUGUCGGUCCAUGCAUUUCCUGCUCCCCGAUUUGUCUUUGAAGACCACAGGUGAAUUCCCCGCACGAUCUAAUACAUCUCCCUUUUAUUGGCCUGACGUUUCGGAUUUUCACUCAAAUCAAUCAUCAAAGACAGAGUCAGAUAGCUUUUGGCAACCUUUGCCGUACGUGAAGAGUGUCUCGAAAUACGUCAGUCGCCUUCCUACGCCCCUUGGAAUUGGAGUUGCACGCGGACCGGAGGCAACCAUAAGGCGCCAGAUCGUGAGGCCGAAAGAUCCACUAACACGGCAAAAACCAUCUGGAGUCGCUUUUCGGGUCAGGGGAGGUUGUAGGCACAGCAACAAUCUCGGACAAACCGGAAGACUACUCCGGACACGGAUAUUUGAGUAGGCGGUAGCAGUGGGGAGGAACGAUUUCGACUUCCAGGUUGAGGCUCAUUCGACAGAACACAACCGCUCAUUCCCGUUUGACAUAACAGAAAUGCUUUCUACAAGCGACAACCGUGUGGGCCGUGAACUGAUCGAGUCAACGUUUUUUAGUUCUUAAUCAAUCAACAGGCGCAAAGACUCCUCCUCUCCAUAUUCGGCACUGAGACUUUGCCUUGGCAAAAUAGUUGGCGGCGAGCAGAGCGUGCAGAUAACCGCUUUGCGUCCACCGAUCUUUGGUUCGAAUGAAAUAAGGGCAGUACGUUGAGUGUAAGGAAGGGGAACUCGAGAAAUAUGUGUUCUUGCCUUGCCCCACUUUCUUUUGAUUAAUGCAAAAAGAUUUUCGAUGGGAUCCAGGCCCGCUGUAGCCGGAGACAUCGGUUACGAUGUCGAUGAAGACCUUGCUGUUUAUAGUUUCCGUGUUUGAACGCCAAACUGGUCACUCUCCAAUCUUGAUGGCCAUCCGAACCAUCAGGCGUCGACAGUUCUUGAAAGUUGGCGUCAAUAUAGUGUGCUCGCGUGGGAAGUUCUUCCCGCAUUUCACCACCUAGAUUGACUUCGGAGGCUUUUCUAAAAAUAGGACCUCAUCACAAAAGUAAAUGCUUUUCAAAAAUGAAUGUCUGUGAUCAAUAUAAGUUUGAGCAAGCAAAAAACGUUCUCUAGUAAGUUUCCUACUUAACAUGGCUUUGACUCGGCGUUUUGCAGAUGGAGGCCGAAUUUUUUCAUUCCUUUUCUAAUUAUGCGCGAAGAAAACGCUGACAGGUGAUCCAUGCAAAGAGACUUACGGGGCCUAUAAUGGUACUUUUUCAGUUUCUAACGAAUGAAAUCGUCGUCUUGCUUGCUUGUGGACCGUUUUGGUCCACCUUGCUUAGCUCUAGGCACUGUUUGAUUAUUAAUAAUUCUUCAAAGAGCCACCUGACUGAUGUUGAAAACAUUAGCUAACGACUCACGCAGCAGCCCUUCGGCUGUCAGUUUUCGUAUCCGCUCAAGGCCAACUUCCAAUAAGAACUGUUUCGACAUCUUUGCUGCACGGCGUGACAAGGAAAAGUGGGAGUUCGAUAUUCAAGCGCGGAAACCCUGGACCACUAAAAACCUCAACAUCCUUGAGAAAGUUUAAAGAUGGGCGACCAAUCAUGUUAUUGGACAGGGCACACUACCCUAUAAAAAACGGUUAUCCAAUCUCGGCCUUUUUCCUCUGAGUUACAGGCAACUAAGAGGCCACCUGAUAGACACACUGCUUAUUAUGCGCGGUCAGGACUGCUGUCUUUUACUUGCUGACUUCUUUGAGUUAGCAACCACAACGAAACUCCGUGGACAUCCACUCAAAAUACGUGUGACUGGCGCCAGGCUGGACCUAAGAAAGUUCUUCUUUUUCAACGGAGUGGUCGGGGUUUUGACUUCUUUGCCUGCAGAUAGCGUCAUAUGCACAUCCAAUGGAGCUUUUCAGCACAAGUUGGUCCAGUAUACCAGCACACAUCAUAAUGUCACCAGACCGAUAUCGUCUUAGCGCUCUGUUCCAAAGGUUUAUUAUUGUUAUCAUGUUACUGGCUGUAUUUCUGUAGCGUCAAUUUUGUUAUUUGAAUAUCCACCCAGAUCCAUUGAAUGUGGAUGUUGCCAUUAGCAUCGUCUCCCUCAGAAACUGAGAUCGAACCAAUAUUUUCUAGCAUAAUUAUGAAUAGACUGACAACUAUACAGCGCAUGUCAUUUAUCUGUCCGGCUUCGAAGAAAAUUUCUAUAGAUGUUUGGCGUUUCCAUUUUAGAAUUUUUGAUAUAACUCGCUUCCUUGUAACAAACCAGGACUUCAAAAGUUCGACACCUAGACAUUUCGAAAAUGCCUUACUUCAAGAUCUCCGCUUAUUUAACCUAGAUCUAAAAAGGAAGUGAAACAGAAUUCGGACCCAAACAGAAUUAACAUUGAAUCCCUGCCCCAAGCGGUAACGGAAAGCGAUCUGCGUGAGUACUUCUCCAAAUUUGGCCUUGUCAAGGACGUCGGAUUGGUGGAAAGGUUUAAACGACUCGAUCGUGGUUUUAUUGUCUUCCGUGACCUUGAAUCGGCAACGAAGGUGAUUGAGUCCCAGCCACACAAAUUAAACAAAAGACAAAUUACCGUAUCUCGCACCGAGGAACCUAGAUCAACAGACACCGGGUAAGCAUUUGAUCUACAAAUAGAAGGAUUUGUGAAUUGGACAAGUGAGAGUUGAUUCUUCUGUAUUUCAGAACUCGUCCGCAUUUGACGGCAUUUACAACAUCAACACCUGAAGCAUAGUGCAUAACUUGUAGAGACGCCUCAAAGUGUCGUCACAAUGGAACGGACUACAAUAACGGUGCCUGUUGUAAACAUAUUUUCGUCUCCAAAUUUGGGCAACUCGAAAACCAUUUCCACUUUUCCUGUUUUUUUUUACAAUCACGUAAUUAAUGGAGCACCUCAAUUCUAGAAGGUGUGAAUGGCAGGAUUCAAGAAUUUUGUAGAUUCAUAGUGCACAGAAGGAUAUGAGGGGAGGAGGGGUUCUUGAAUGGAGGAAGGGACGUCAUGUGCUGAGACGAUUCUGGGCUUUUUUGUUUUAUUAAGUCCCACCGUCAAGAAAAGAUGCAUUUUCUAUCUACAUGUGGAAAAACCGCUAGACGAACACCACGCGAAGUGCUUAAACGUAGCGGCGGAAUGGUAGGAAGAUAAGCAUGAUUGUCAGUUUUAACCGGCUCUGGUGAUGUGUCUCUGGAUGCCCGUAGCGUGCACAGAGUGUUGGCCUGUCGGGGUAGGUGGUAUGACGAGAAGUUAUUCUAAAGCCACACGUAAGUGGCAGCACGUGGCGCCCAAUCUAUAUAUACAUGUUUGCGCAUACAAUUUCCGACCCAACAAAACACUUUUUGCCAGAUAAUUAACAAUUUUCAGAGCAACCAUUGCGAAUGUAUACUGCGUUGUUAGUACGGUUAAUCACUGCACAAUCCUUACUACUGGCUGCCUGUUGGAUGUUUGUGAAUAUAAAGCGGUUUUUCCGCAGUUGCUGAUGGAUUUCAGCUCAAAUAUUUAUGUCAAACUUCGGACCGUGCCUAAAAAGGUCAGUUUCGAAAGAUUUACUCCAAGUUCGCGCAUUAAUUUCCUCGGAAAUUAAACAAAACAUGAAUGUAGCCUGUCAUAUAGCCUAACUAACUGUCGUCGUUAUUCCCACACAUUUACGUUAGCAUACCAGCCCUCAUACAACUAUCUAGAGCAGGUGGGUUAACUCAAGGAAUAUCAAAAGAAAUUCCGAAAGGCCUUUCCAUUUCGAAAAGAUUAAUUAAGUAGGGUUGUAAAACUAAUAAUUAUGCGGCAUUAUUCUAUAAUAAUUCAGUUAUUACAGGACUCCAGCUUUCAAACAAACUUCUUUCUGGCUGUAUCCUGAAACCAUACUUCUUAAAAAAUGGCUUUUUACGUAACAUGUAUUUUUUGAUUAAUUUUUGAUGAUCUAAGUGAUUCAGUUAUAUUUCAUAAAAAAUGCACAAAAAUUUUCAUUCUUUUGCUCAUUCAGUAGAAAACUACGGCUUCUUCUAAAUUUACAGUCAAAGGAAGGGUGUAAUUUGGUUUUAUAAAACUUUGCCGAUUUCCAAAUAAUUCUGGACCAACCCCACCGUUACACAUGCAUCGAGGGUUACCAAACUACAAGCCGUAUAAAUUCCGCGUACGCAAAACCAUACAUUUCUCUAGGGUAAUAGAGGGGGACAGUAUAGGGUUCAUAAAAUUAAACAGUGAAUUUGAGCCACAUCCUUAGCUUUGUAAGCCAUAUUGAUAAAUGCAAAGACAUGACGUUUUAUGAAGGGCCAUUACACCAUAUAAAAAGUUCUCACAAGUGUAACCUUAAAUCGAAUAAUACACUUCCGUCGAGCGUGCAGCAGAAAGAAGACGUAAUUUUCCACUGAAUGAGCAAACAAUUAAAAUAUUUAUGCAUGUUUUCUAAGAAAUAUAAUUAAAUCUUCAAGGACAUCGAAAAUCAAUGAAAAAUGCAUUUAACUUAAGUAGCCAUUUUUUAAGCUGUAUGGUUUUUGGAUGCAGCCAGAAAGACUUUUGUUCAAAAGCCAGCUUCCUGUGGUAACUGAAUUAUUAUUAUAGAAUUCUGCUGCAUAAUUAUUAGUUAUAUAGCACAGUUUAAUUAAUCUUUUCGAAACGGAAGGGCAUUUUGGAAAUUCUGUUGACAUUUCUUGAGUUUGCCCACCUACUGCAGAUAGUUGUAUGAUGGCUGGUAUGCUAACCUGAAUGUGUGGGAAUAACGACGACAGUUAGUUAGGCUAUAUGACAGUCAACAUUCACAAUGGUGGCUCCGAUGUUGGUUAUUGUCCAGGGAACCCAUUAGUGGAAUAUCCAGUGAUCAGGAAUUCACUACCAAUAUUAACCACACUUACAUUCGGGAUGUGAGUUGCGAUUGGCCAUGAUGCAAACUUGUCAAUCACUGCGGCCAAAUGUUGUGGCAAAUAGCCUAGAAGAUCUGUGAUUUUCGUGAACAAACAUGUGUCCGGCCAAAGAAAUGUGAAGAUAAGGGAAUUAUUUGUGCCAUAAAAUUUUGGCCUUCUUGAAGGCCCGACAGGAAAGAGACCAUUUUCGAAUGUGAAUGUGUAUGCCAGCCAGGGGAAACAUUCCCUGAUGGCGUGCUGGGACGCCAAAAUGCAAGGAUGACAAAAGAAAAUCGAAAGCCUGUUGAGCGAUUGUGCUAUUCCGUCACCUGUAAGCCACAUGCCAAUUCAGCGCAGAAAAAAAAUAGAAGCUUACUCCUUCAGUUGAGCUAAAGGUUUGCGUCCUGUUGACUGUAAAUGGUAACAUUCAGUGUCACAAAGGAACUUCUUUAACCGAAUUAUUCUAAUAUCAGAACGUAGGUGAGGCAGCAGUCUCUAAACCAGAGCAUAAAAUUAAAAUAUUCAUCACGACAUGACAAUUCAGAUAGGAUAUAUAUUAAUGACGUUAGCGGGUAGUCCUUUCUUAUACUCCGAGUAUGUAGAAUGUUUUUUGCAAGCACGUCUGUCCUAGACCACGAAAAAUGUGGCCGACAUAUCGACCAUUGUGUAACCUUGACAUUUUUGUCCUUUUAAACCUAGUUCUGGGAAGGAACUGAGUCAGAACGUGGACCCCAACAAAAUCUACCUUGGAUCUCUGCCUAAAUCGAUAAACGAGUGCAGUCUGCACGAGUACUUCUCCAAAUUUGGAAUUGUCAUGGAUGUAGGCGUGCUAGAGGAACGUCAAUUCACCGGUCGUGGUUUCGUUGACUUCCGUGACUCUGAUUCGCCAAAAAGGGUGCUUGAGUCACAGCCGCACCAAAUAAACGAGACACAGAUCACCGUCUCUCUCGACAGGAAACCAGGAUCUGCAGGCACUGUGUAAGCCUUUGACCCACUAUGGCGAAAAUAUGCAAUAUGUCUACAAGGAAUUCUGUUUUUUUUGGAGUUUAAGGACUCAUCUAUCUUUGUCACAUCUGAGUCAUGUUCUACAACAGGUUGAACAUCUGUUAUUCGUCCAAGAGAGGCGUUAGCAACCUGCCAUAAUUUGCUUAGCGUACACUCAUCAAAUACCAAACAGACUGAGCAAAUUAACCACAGCGAAUUAGUGGUUUUUGUCCUUAAAAUAUUAACAUUAGCAAGACAAUUUAAAUUCUAGAGAAAUGGCACAGUUACAGGAUUUUAGAUGACGAGGGUAGAGAGGUCGUUUUGCACUGUUUUCAUAUUUGGUCUAAAAAAACGCGAAACAAAACGAGGGAACACGAAUAACCACAUUAAUAGAAAAUUCCACUUUAACGCAUAUUUUGCAGAAUAUUGAAAAAUUAAUGGCAGGGCGGUAGGGGAAUUCGGGAACGACCUUGAGAUUCAGUAUUGAUUGUGCUACUCUACCGACAUGGCUGGACGGAAUCCGCCAAGCAUGCUAGUCCCUACACCCGACGUCUUCAUCUCUAGUUAUUUUGAGUCGUACCUGACACUGCUGCUUGAUGAAAUAGUAAAGAAUGAGGCCGAUGGUGGGAUUCGAACCCACAGCGGCAAGGUCGAGGCAUGUGUUCAGCCAACUAUCUUACCGCCCAAGCUAAGUAGCUCUGAGUGGGAACCGUGAGUUACUUCAAGUGCUACACAUCUAGCUUAAUGUCACCCAUGGAAUUCACCAAUCCUGAUACAGUAAGCUACCCACCCAAGCUGGAGUUCCUAAGCAGUCAAUCUAGAAUCCACUAUCCAAAAGCCAGUCUAACUUUAUUAAUAAUUAUUUUUGACGGAUUUACAUAUGCCUUUUGACUCACAUGCGCGAAAUUUGGCAAUCUCUGUGGAAUAAGAACACCUAUUGGUGAAAUGAGCGUGGUAGUCAGCAGUCAGCUGGCAGAUUCUAGACUGAUUUCUCAGUAAGUUCAGAUUAGGCAGCCAGUCUACUAUAUCAGCUCCUCAGUCAACCGCAUUCGACAACGCCAGCUUGGAGCUCUAAAGCCACAUGAAAUUUAGUGUAGUUUGAAUCAAUCGAGUUGCGACAUUUUAAUUUCGCCCCAAAGGUAUUUUUGCAUCACACCAUGUGAAAAGAGUCUCUUCCUAAAUGAAUGCAUCAGGCUGCGCAAGUUCUGGAAAAAAGCUACAUUUAACUAUUAGUUCCUCUGCUACCUUCCUAUAGGUCCACUUACUCAAGCAAUUUGCGUCAAAAUCCCCCCACUGAGAAUCCUGCCGUGGACUUGGAGUCAGAAACGUCGCCUCAUUCAGAAUCCCUUGCAGCCUGUCCGGAGGGCGAGACGUCUGGUGCAGCGCUGGAAGUCCGCGAUCACUGCUCGCAGGUAUUUGCCAGUGCGGGCCAACAUUCAGGAGUCGGGGAUGAAGCGGAGAUGCAGUAG
Messenger RNA from Spirometra erinaceieuropaei, 13934 nucleotides. Lineage: Eukaryota; Metazoa; Platyhelminthes; Cestoda; Diphyllobothriidea; Diphyllobothriidae. The record is from the annotation of a GenBank genome assembly.